Aplosporella prunicola CBS 121167 is the source of this 1188-nucleotide messenger RNA. RefSeq lists its product as uncharacterized. The record is from RefSeq and is a predicted model, not a curated record. The transcript is spliced from 4 exons. Gene Ontology annotation, biological process: DNA-templated DNA replication; DNA repair. Bases 1 to 1188 code for a protein of 395 amino acids. Gene Ontology annotation, molecular function: ATP binding; DNA binding; ATP hydrolysis activity. Gene Ontology annotation, cellular component: nucleus; Elg1 RFC-like complex; DNA replication factor C complex. Lineage: Eukaryota; Fungi; Ascomycota; Dothideomycetes; Botryosphaeriales; Aplosporellaceae.
AUGUCUGACUUCGAAGAUGAUGAGAUGGACGUUGAUGCGCCCGCUGUUCAGAGCGCAAUCGAAUUCAGCUCCGCCAACACUCAGAAGGGCAAGAGGAGCGCUGCAAAUCUGCCAGUAGAGGCUCAGGAUACGCUGCCAUGGGUAGAGAAAUACCGCCCCGAUACUCUCGCAGACGUUUCCGGACACCAGGACAUUCUAGCGACCAUCAACAAAUUUGUUGACUCGAAUCGGUUACCACAUCUCCUUCUCUACGGCCCCCCAGGUACCGGAAAGACGUCCACUGUUCUGGCUCUGGCCAGACGCAUCUACGGAAACAAAAACAUGCGACAAAUGGUCUUGGAGCUGAACGCCAGUGACGAUAGAGGUAUCGACGUUGUCCGCGAACAGAUAAAGACGUUCAGUAGCACGAAGCAAAUCUUCUCCGCAGCCCCCGCUCCUGGCAGCGCAUCCAGCCUCGCCUCUUUCAAGCUCAUCAUUCUCGACGAAGCUGACGCCAUGACCUCGACCGCGCAAAUGGCGCUGCGUCGCAUCAUGGAAAAGUACACGGCAAACACGCGCUUCUGCAUUAUCGCAAACUACACGCACAAGCUCUCCCCGGCCCUGCUUUCUCGCUGCACCCGCUUCCGCUUCAGCCCGCUCAAGGAGCCCGAUAUCCGCCGAUUGGUCGACGAAGUCAUCGAGAAAGAGAACGUAGAAAUUGUUCCAGAGGCAGCAGACGCGCUCGUGCGCCUGAGCAAGGGAGACAUGCGUCGUGCGCUCAAUGUGCUGCAGGCGUGCCAUGCCAGUAGCACGCCUCUCCAGAAGCCGGGAGAGAAGGCACAGGAUCCGCAAACAAUCAAACGGGACACGAUCACCGAGACCACGAUCUACGACUGCAUUGCCGCGCCACACCCGGAAGACGUUGACUUCAUAUUAAGAACACUGCUGGAGACUAAGAACGUGAGGAGCUGUCUGCAGGAUAUCCAUCGAAUCAAGACGACGAAGGGCUUGGCUCUUGCCGAUAUCUUAACGGCUUUGGGAGAGAGGCUAGCCAACUUGGAUGUCCCAGCACAGGCAAGGAUAACGUGGAUGGAGGGUCUGAGCGAGGUGGAAUACAGGCUCAGCUCUGGUGGGAAUGAAACAGUGCAGACGGGGGCUGUUGUGGGCGUUGUGAGGAAUGGCGCGGAGUUGACGGCGACAAAAUCGUGA